Schistosoma turkestanicum is the source of this 2121-nucleotide messenger RNA. The record is from the annotation of a GenBank genome assembly. NCBI's taxonomy places the organism in Eukaryota, Metazoa, Platyhelminthes, Trematoda, Strigeidida, Schistosomatidae.
AUGCAGUCGAUUGAAAGAGCAAACAUCAUUGAGUCUGAUAGAUUUAUGAAUUUUCCGUCAUCGACAAUGUUUUCUGAUAAAGUUUUCAAAAAUGGAAGCAAUUUCAAAGAAUUUGUAGAUGCUACUGACUGGAUGUGUACAGAUCAAGCAGGUGGUUUUAAUAAGUUUGCAUCAAAUGUCAAUCAUGAAUUACCAUUCCCCAACUUAUCUGGGACCAACUUACUUAUGGACAGCCUUGACGUCUAUCAUCAUUCCACAUACAAAUCGUCGACAAAUGAGUUCUUGGAAAAGCCACGGAUUGGUACUGAUAGUAUGAAAAACAGGUUUACAUCGCUUCAUCCUGAUGAUAUGUCAAACAGAGAAGAAAUGUCUCCCAUAAAAUCAAUGAAUACAAUUUAUACAGCUCAGAAUAAUUUAAGUCAGAUUCACAAUACAUUAGUCACCACUACUAGUAACAAAACAGAAAUCUGUUCUGAAAAUUCAUUGAGCAAUAAUGAUUAUAGAAAGGCAAAUUUGAAAAAUGGCACUUCGGCGCUUGUGAAUUCAUGUAGUACUCCACCGGAGAAUAACAGUUGUUACCCGGUAAAAACCAAUAACAAAAUAACUGAUCUAUCUUUUAACUCGGAAUUCACUGGCAAAACACAAUGUGUGAAUUCAUUUAUGCUGUCUGAGGACUAUAUGACUAGACAUCAGUCGAAUGAACAUGGAAAUAUGAAUGAAUUUAAUCAGUACACUGGGAAUUAUGAAUCCAAAAUUUUUAAUUCAUUUUACAUUCCACCUUUUCCAAAUGAUUUGAAUACAGAGUCUUGUUUAAAUUCAACACUGGACAAGUCCACUUGCUUAAAUCAUGGGAUCAAGUCGAAAUCUCAGGGUUCUGGGCAGAUACAACUAUGGCAAUUUUUAUUAGAACUAUUAGCAGACAGUCAAAACAUAGCAUGUAUCACAUGGGAAGGAAAUGACGGUGAAUUCAAGUUAAUCGAUCCAGAUGAAGUGGCACGACGAUGGGGUGAGAGGAAAUCAAAACCGAAUAUGAAUUACGAUAAAUUGAGUCGUGCUCUACGAUACUAUUAUGAUAAAAAUAUUAUGACUAAAGUACAUGGAAAAAGAUAUGCGUAUAGAUUCGAUUUCACCGGUCUUGCACAAGCUAUGCAAUCAUCCUGUUCGCCAACUUCUUCCUGUGGAGUGUUGGCAUCCCCGUCAGUUCAUGGAUCACUUUCAGGUCUCUCAGGUAAUUCCACAUGUUUAUCAAACGGAUUCUACUCAAAUCAUGGUGAUCGUGACUUGGACCAGAAAAAUGGUGAAGCUUCAGAUAAAUCUAGAAUCUCAUGGAAGAAUAUUCAAGUUGCUGCCGCUGCGGCUGCAGCCUCUUGUUAUUUAACCUGUCCUGAUAAGCAGUUGUCAACUUCAUUUAGUGACAUAAAUGAUCUCACUACUUGCUCGUUGUCUAAUUUACAGAAAAACAAAACUUCCGACAACGGAUAUCUCACCAACGCAUCACAACAGGUUACAUAUUUAAGCUCAGACUUUAAUAAUAAUAAUAAUGAUAAUAAUCUAUUUAUGGCCAAGCCAACCACUGGAAGUAAACGGAAUGAUCAGAACAUAUCUAGAUUAACUCAUCCUUUCGAAACGAACACUGAUCAUGAUAUUCAAACACUGAGUGAAACAAGAUUCUUAUCCCAAGAGAAGAUCAACCCUUCUAUUUUAUCAGGAAAUUACACCAAUUUGUUUAAUCCGUUGUUAUCCAUCGAUAGGCAUAACCAAUGGGAUAUAAACACUAUUCAACAUGAAUGCGAUCAAUCGUCAACUUAUUUCAAGUCACUUUCCGAUGUCAAUGAUAAACUGAAAUACCUACCGACCAAUGAAAAUUGUUUUACUCAGUCAUGUGUAAAUAAUGAUUUACCAUUUGUGGAUUCAAUUCAAACGACAAAUGAUUUUAAAAAUUCAUCUAACUUAUUAUUCAACUGGCCAAAUACUCCAUACUGUCAUUCAUCAUCCACAUCAGUGGUGUCACCGUCUUCUUCUACCUCACAAACAUCCAACAGUAAUUACAACAAUUCACGACCUCAUCAAUUUCCACAUGUCUACAGUCAUGUGCUAAAUGAUUGUUCUAUCCAUGAUUAG